AUGAAAAAUGAAAUCAAGCCAGAACAACAACAAGAAUUCAAUUCAGGAUCACCUUCAUUACCACCAUUACGAUCUAGAAUUCAUCAUAAUCACAAAAAACUAUUAGAAAUCAAUUCAACUUCAAAUUAUCAAACCAAUCAACACAAAACAUCCAGUACUACUUCAACUUCAACUUCAACAAGAUUAGAUUCACCUUACAUUUAUCCAACACCUUGGUCAAACUCAUCAAACCAAGAUCAAAAUAUAAUAUCACCAUCUUACUUUAAAUCAGAUCCUACUUCUUCUACAAACUAUACUAAAGGUUGGUUAGUCAAUCAUCAAUCUCAAAAAACAAAUUCAACUUUAUCAAAUCAUCAUUCCUUUUGGAAUUCAUUCGGUGGUGGUUUACAUCAACUCGAUUCAAAACAUGAAUCUAAGAUUCUUAUUUGUCUUACCAUCUUGGCUUUCUUGAUUAGAACUUGGGCAAUUUGGAGACCUUCUAGUGUAGUGUUUGAUGAAGUUCAUUUCGGUGGAUUCGCUUCAAAGUAUAUCAAGUCGAGAUUCUUUAUGGAUGUACAUCCACCACUUGGAAAACUUUUGAUCACUCUUGUUGCUUGGAUUAAUGGGUACAAGGGGAAUUUUAAUUUUAGAGAUAUAGGAAGUGAUUAUUUAACAGGAAAUGUACCAUAUGUUCAAAUGAGACUUUUACCAGCUAGUCUAGGAGCCUUGAUUGUGCCGAUCUCUUAUUUAACCAUGAGGAUGUUAACGCUCAAACCGAUGUCAUGUCUCUUAGGAUCCUUAAUGAUCAUUUUCGAAAACGGAUUGAUAGUUCAAUCUCGCUUCAUCUUACUUGAUUCACCCUUACUGUUCUUUACGACUUUGACAAUCUUCUUUCAUACGGGUUUUUGUUACGAAGAUUCCAAGAGAGGAGGGUUCACCAAACGAUGGUGGAUUUGGUUAUUGUUAACCGGUUUGAGUUUAGGAGCCGUAGCUUCGACGAAAUGGGUUGGAUUCUUUACGAUCGCUACGAUUGGAUUAGUUACGAUUCAACAGCUUUGGAAUUUGAUGGGAGAUCUAAGGGUGCCGAUCCCAUUACUUGCAAGAUAUUUUAUGGCUAGAGUGAUGGCUUUGGUGAUCGUUCCGAUUGGAUUUUAUUUGUUUAUCUUUCAAGUUCAUCUUUGGAUCUUAUCUGGAUCAGGUGAUGGAGAUCCGUUUAUGAGUUCAGAGUUUCAACAUACUCUUAGAGGUCAUCGAAUGAGUGAUACGUAUGCAGAUGUGAUGAUCGGAUCGAAUGUGACCAUUCGUCAUACCAACACUCAAGGAGGUUAUUUACAUUCUCAUUCACAGUAUUAUCCUACUGGUUCUAAACAACAACAGAUCACACUCUAUCCUCAUUCAGAUUCCAAUAAUCUUUGGACCAUCUUGGGUAGACUUUCGGAUGAAUCGUUGAUUGGAGAUCCCCAGCAGUCGAGAGAUCUAUCGUUUUAUAAUCAUCAGUCGGUCUUUGUGAAUCAUACUUCGAUCAUUAGACUUCAACAUACGCUUACGAAUAAGAAAUUACAUACUCAUGAUGUUAGAGCUCCGGUGACUGAUGUGGAUUAUCAAAACGAAGUUUCAUGUUAUGGGUUUCCAGGAUUUCCAGGUGAUGCAAAUGAUGAAUGGAUAGUAGAAAUAGUUAGUAAACAAUCAGAUUUGAAAGUAGACAAAUCAUCAGGCAAAAGGUUAAAAGCCUUAAGAACCAAGUUUCGAUUAAGACAUCCACUUCAGAAUUGUUAUUUGUUUUCACAUCGAGUGAAGUUACCUUUUUGGGCGUUUGAUCAACAAGAAGUGAGUUGUAAUAAGAAUCCAACUUUGGCUAAUUCACUUUGGUAUAUUGAAACUAAUGAACAUGAAAGAUGUAAAAAAGAUUCUAAAUCGGAAAAAGUGAAUUAUAGAAAACCCAAGUUUUUGGAAAGGUUUAUGGAAUUACAAAAAGUGAUGUGGCAAACUAAUCAAGCUUUAGUAGAUCAUCAUGCAUACGAUUCAAGACCGAAUGAUUGGCCAUUCCUAAAAAGAGGGAUCAAUUUUUGGGCAAAAGAUCAUUUACAAGUUUAUUUACUUGGGAAUCCUUUUGUUUGGUGGAUUAGUACGGGUUGUUUGAUUGGAUUUGGAGGGAUGAAAUUAGGGCUGGUCUUGAGGAGGAAAAGAGGGUAUCGAAAUGAUUUGAAUGAUGCCAAACUAUCUAAAUAUGAUGGGAUCGGAAGUUAUCUAACGAUCGGUUGGGCAACCCAUUACUUACCAUUCUACUUAAUGAACCGACAAUUAUUCCUACACCAUUACUUUCCAUCAUUAUAUUAUACAAUCUUAUUAAGUUCGAUGAGUUUUGAAAUCUUAACAUGUAAAUUAAAGUUAAUCGAUCGAUGGAAAGUGUUGGGUGUGUUGGUUUGUUUGGUGGUUUGGAAUUGGUGGAGGUUUUAUCCGAUCACGUAUGCUGGUAAAUGGACUAGAAAUGAGUGUGAAGCGUCUAGAUGGAUUCGAAGUUGGGAUUUUAGUUGUCAUGAGUUUUUGGAUUCGGUGAGUGCUUUUUAA
This is a messenger RNA of Melampsora larici-populina 98AG31, 2547 nucleotides long. Its product is annotated as family 39 glycosyltransferase. The coding region runs from base 1 to 2547 and encodes 848 amino acids. The record is from RefSeq and is a predicted model, not a curated record. Gene Ontology annotation, cellular component: endoplasmic reticulum; membrane. Gene Ontology annotation, biological process: protein O-linked glycosylation via mannose. The transcript is spliced from 7 exons. Lineage: Eukaryota; Fungi; Basidiomycota; Pucciniomycetes; Pucciniales; Melampsoraceae. Gene Ontology annotation, molecular function: dolichyl-phosphate-mannose-protein mannosyltransferase activity.